AUGGAUCAAAGAGAUCCAAUGGGUUUAACCGGGUCAGGUUCUUACUAUAUCCAAAGAGGACUACACGGCUCGGUUCCUCCAACGUUUCACGGAUCAUCAUCACAGCAACAAGGGCUUCGUCACUUACAUAACCCAAACUCUCCAUUCGGUUCAGGCUCCACCGGGUUCGGAUCUCCUCCUUUACACGGUGAUCCUACUCCAGCAGCAGCAGCAGCAACUGGAGCUGUUCCUCAUCAUGUCGGCGUUCACAUGAUUUCUCCUCCUCCUCCUCCUCCAACGACUGAAACUCCAAUGAAACGUAAGAGAGGACGUCCUAGGAAAUACGGACAAGACGGUUCUGUUUCUUUAGCAUUGUCUUCAUCCUCUGUUUCGACCAUUAACAGCUCUAACAAACGUGGCCGUGGUCGACCUCCUGGCUCUGGCAAGAAACAGAGAUUGUCUUCCACUGGUGAGUUGAUGAUGCCUUCAUCUUCUGGAAUGAGCUUCACGCCACACGUGAUCGUGGUUUCGAUAGGAGAAGAUAUUGCAUCAAAGGUGAUAGCUUUCUCUCAACAAGGUCCAAGAGCGGUUUGUGUCCUAUCUGCAAGUGGGGCUGUCUCUACUGCAACGCUGAUUCAAUCAUCAUCAUCUCCUGGAGCUAUUCAGUACGAGGGCCGGUUUGAGAUCCUAGCCUUAUCAAUAUCUUAUCUUGUCCCAACUGAUGGAAGUUUCCGGAAUAGAACCGGAAACUUGUCAGUUUCUCUUGCUAGCCCUGAUGGGCGUGUGAUUGGUGGUGCCAUUGGAGGGCCUUUAAUAGCAGCUAGUCCUGUUCAGGUUAUUGUAGGGAGCUUUAUAUGGGCAGCUCCAAAGAUCAAGAACAAGAAACGAGAAGAAGAAGGUUCUGAAAAUGUUCAGGACACAAAUGACCAUCAAGCUCUAGAUCCUGUUGUUCCUCAACACCCAUCAAGCCAAAACCUGAUAUGGUCAACUGGUUCAAGACAAAUGGAUAUGCGUCAUGCUCAUGCUGAUAUUGAUCUAAUGCGCGGUUGA
Molecule: messenger RNA, 1029 nt
Organism: Eruca vesicaria subsp. sativa (arugula)
Lineage: Eukaryota; Viridiplantae; Streptophyta; Magnoliopsida; Brassicales; Brassicaceae
Source: the annotation of a GenBank genome assembly